Messenger RNA from Physcomitrium patens, 2309 nucleotides. RefSeq lists its product as uncharacterized. Lineage: Eukaryota; Viridiplantae; Streptophyta; Bryopsida; Funariales; Funariaceae. Gene Ontology annotation, molecular function: RNA binding; pseudouridine synthase activity. Gene Ontology annotation, cellular component: nucleus. The record is from RefSeq and is a predicted model, not a curated record. Gene Ontology annotation, biological process: mRNA pseudouridine synthesis; tRNA pseudouridine synthesis.
AAUACCGCUUCGAGCAUCUCGGCAGUCGUCUUCGCAAUUUUCCUUGUGCCCAUGGCGACUUGUACACACGCACGAGCCGGAGCCAGGCGUAGUUGUGUUGUCGUGGGAAUUCUCUGAUCUGGUGUAAAGAAUUUCGGUGUUGGGGCGUGGCGGAUUUUGGAUUAGGGUUUUGGGGUUAUCUGAAUUGGCAGCAGUGAGCAUUUGUCGGUGAAGGGUUUUGGUAUUCUAGACGUAGGCGUAGUAGUGUGUGUGAGGUUCGCAAUUUUAUUGCAUCCUUUGCUGCUGCCUUCUUGUGGUGUGCUUUGCUGGAAUGACGAUCAAGGACGAAGAUAUGGCGCUUGUGGGAGAAAAGAAGAGGCCGAGAGGAGAAGACAAUGAUGCGGCUGCAAUGGAGGUUGAGGGGAAUGAAAACGGCGCCAUUUCUGGGGAGAAGGAUAAUGACGCAGGGGAGGGAGUGGAGAAAGUAGAAGUCAAGAGAGCGAAGACGGUAGAGGCAGCGCUUGUUGCAAGCCCAGGGGUCGUUGAAGUUGAGAAAAUUGCUGAAAAUGAUAGCAUUGAGAUGCGUGCUGAGAAAAAUGGAGUGGUGAAGACGGGCACGCAUAUUCCAGGAGGAGGGAAAACGGGCAGAAAGAGGAAAGUUGCAUUGAUCCUAGCAUAUUGCGGUGCAGCGUAUCAGGGAAUGCAGAGGAAUCCAGGAGCUAUCACCAUUGAAGGUGAACUCGAGCAAGCAUUGUUUCGCGCUGAUGCAAUCGCUGAGUGUAAUUUUGGCGACAUGAGAAAGGUGGAUUGGAUGAGAGCUGCACGAACUGACAAGGGAGUCAGCGCCAUAGGGCAAAUAGUCUCCGCCCGCUUGGUGAUUGAUCCCCCAGGGCUUGUUGAGCGCGUCAACCAGCACCUUCCCAAGGAUAUUCGCGUCUUCGGCUACACGAGGGUGACAUCCAACUUCAACGCCAAGCAGAUGUGUGAUAAGCGGCGUUAUGAGUAUCUGGUACCUGUUUUCGCUUUCAACCCUCAUGCUCAUCAUGAUCGAGAAACUAUGCAAAUGUGGUCGGAUAGAAAAGAAAACGUCAGGCUACAGCGCAUAGAAAAGAGGAAAGCACUGGAGCAGAAAGCCGCGGGAAUUGAGGUUGGUGCUGCCGACGUGAAGGAUGCAACAAAUGGAGCACCACAGUCUAAGGCAUUGGAAGCGGAGGAGGUUAAAUCGGUGGAAGUUCGCGUAGAGAUUACCUCGGUCGUUAAGGAAGUAGUGGAGAUUGAAGCGGAAGGAACUUCUAACGGUGAAGAGCAGGUGCCUUUUGUAUUUGAUGAUGCGAAAUUGGAGCGGCUGAAUGAAAUCUUGGGUAAAUACGUCGGCACCCGUAAUUACCACAACUUCACCGCACGGAUCAAACCUGAAGACCCAAGCGCAAAGAGAUAUAUCAUUUCGUUUACGGCGGGGAAGGUCAUCGAGGUCCAAGGCAUGCAGUUUGUGCCGUGCACCGUGGUAGGCCAGAGCUUCAUGUUACAUCAGAUUCGGAAGAUGAUUGGCACUGCCAUCGCUAUUAUGCGGGGUUGUGUGCCCGACUCUAUCAUUGAUUUUGCACUGCAAAGCAAAAAUGACGUCAAUACACCGAUGGCUCCGGAGCUUGGUUUAUUCCUGGAUGAAUGCUUCUAUAGUGCUUACAACAAAAAAUUUAGCAAUUCACAUGAGAAGCUAUCACAGGAAGGGUACGAGGAACAGAUUUUGAAGUUCAAGCAUGAGGUUAUUUAUCCUCACAUUGCGACCACCGAGGCCAAGGAUGGCACCAUGGCUUUAUGGCUUCAUGGGCUUAACGAUCGGCAUUAUCCUUACUUUGCGACGCACCGAGAGGGAGCAAAACUUUAGGACAGAUUAGAGAUCCUUCCGAGCGAUUUUGAGCUUCUCGAGUAACAAAUAUGCACCCUUUGGAGGACUAGAUCAAUUGCAACGAAGAUUAACGUCGACCUUAAGCUAUAUUUGUUACCUCGAAGGGCCAUAGAAAAUUAAUUGGUCUGGAAACAACUUAACGAGAACUUGCGGAAUCCUCAACAGAUGAUGUUGGGCUAGAAUCUGCAGCUUCAAGAUUUGAGGAGGAACAAUCAGUUGCUGCACGAGACGAUGCCACAGUAUGUCAGUUCGACUAUCCAGGUUUUUGGAAGACUACGUGGGCGUGUUCCUCAGAGGAUUAGGGUAUAACAUUUUAGUUAACAGAAUUGUCUAGUGCCCCCUCGUCAAGAGCGGCGCUUCUUUGAAUACUCUUGUUUCUAAAUCUUGGAUCGCAUUGUCAAUUGGACGUUCACGUUUUUACGCA